Messenger RNA from Oxyura jamaicensis (ruddy duck), 3219 nucleotides. It is a transcript of the gene LPAR6, whose product is annotated as lysophosphatidic acid receptor 6. Lineage: Eukaryota; Metazoa; Chordata; Aves; Anseriformes; Anatidae. Gene Ontology annotation, cellular component: membrane. The record is from RefSeq and is a predicted model, not a curated record. Gene Ontology annotation, biological process: positive regulation of Rho protein signal transduction; phospholipase C-activating G protein-coupled receptor signaling pathway. Gene Ontology annotation, molecular function: lysophosphatidic acid receptor activity.
AAAGGGGGCCAGCUCUCCCUGCCCUCCACACCCGGAGGCUGGGCCAGGCGGGGCAAGGAGAGGCCGGGCGCUGAGGCGAGGCAAGAGCCGCCCAAGCACCCAAGUGCUGCUGCCGUCCUGCUCUCGCUUGCCGCCCGUGGUGCAGUGAGCCCUCAGCCAAGCUGAGAAGCUCCUUCCACAGAAAGAAGGCUGUGAAAGGGGAGAUAUGGCAGCGCCUAGGCUUCACCGAGCCCGGGAAGUUGCCCUCUGAAGCCUAUGUUGUUGCUGGUUACUUCAGUUUAGAAGAACGAGGCUGGGACGACAGGAGCUGCAACAGGAUGAGAGAGAAAGUCCUUCAUCAGAUGGAGCAGGGGGAAGAAGGGAGCUAACAGCAAGCCUGGGGACAGCCACCUCUGCUGCAAAUACGAGAUUUUAUGUUGAAAAGCUGGCUGAUUACAAUAUCUCUGGGAAGAGAAGAGCGAUGUCCCGGGGGUUACUGCAGGAGAUGCGCCCCGCCAUGCUCACACUGCUUCGCUGAAGCUCUGAGGAGAAACCGAAGCUCAGAGCACCCCGUCACACAUCUACAACCUCUCGCUUGAGGUUUGAAAAGUUGCAAUAAAAAUAGCAGAGAAAGCUUCGAACCACAGGAAGCCAGGCUUGUAUUUUAAAUAUACCAUUAUAAUGGUAAGCUCUAACUGUUCCACUGAGGACUCCUUUAAAUAUACUUUAUACGGAUGUAUCUUUAGCAUGGUAUUUGUUCUUGGCCUCAUAGCAAACUGCGUUGCUAUCUACAUUUUCACUUUUACAUUAAAAGUGCGAAAUGAGACCACCACGUACAUGCUUAAUUUAGCAAUAUCUGAUCUGCUUUUUGUGUUUACAUUGCCCUUCAGGAUUUAUUACUUUACGGAAAGAAACUGGCCCUUUGGAGACAUUCUUUGCAAGAUUUCUGUCACACUCUUUUAUACAAACAUGUACGGGAGCAUUUUGUUUUUGACCUGCAUAAGUGUAGAUCGCUUUCUAGCUAUAGUUUACCCAUUUCAAUCAAAGACCCUUCGAACCAAAAGAAAUGCGAAAAUAGUCUGUGCCGCAGUGUGGAUAACCGUGUUAGCAGGGAGCACACCAGCAAGCUUCUUUCAGUCUACAAACCUCCGGAACAACACCGAACAAAGAACAUGCUUUGAAAAUUUUCCGGAGGCCACCUGGAAAACCUACCUAUCCAGGAUUGUCAUCUUCAUUGAAAUAGUGGGAUUUUUCAUUCCACUCAUCGUGAAUGUGACCUGUUCUACUAUGGUCCUACGAACGCUGAACAAACCCCUUACGUUGAGUCGGAAUAAAUUAAGCAAGAAAAAGGUACUCAAAAUGAUUUUUGUCCACUUGGUGAUAUUCUGCUCUUGUUUUGUGCCUUAUAACAUUACCUUAAUUCUGUACUCUCUCAUGAGAACGCAGACAUGGAUUAAUUGUUCGGUGGUAACCGCGGUCAGGACCAUGUACCCUGUCACCCUGUGCAUCGCCGUCUCAAACUGUUGUUUUGACCCGAUAGUGUAUUAUUUCACUUCGGACAAUUCAAAAUUCGAUAAAAAAUAACAGGCUCACUAGAACACGUGAUACCAGGUUCUCUGAGAUGCCAGUUACAGAAAGCUUUAUUCAACACAGCCUUCAGACCAUAAAAAUGAAAAUAUUUGACAGUGACUCUCCAAAAUAAACUGCAUUAAGAGACUGCUGGGACUAAACUGGAAUUAGAAGCCUGCACAUUUCUUCAGCUGUGAAAAUAUGUUCUGAUCUGUAAACGUUACUCCUCCUUUAUAUCAGAAAAGUUUAUGAUAUGACUAAGUAUUAAGCAUAAUAGUACAUAGAGAAAAUACUUUAAAAAUUUACAUCAGACAUCUGUUUUUACUGUAAUUGUGUUAAAAACAAACUUCUGUUUUCAGCCUAUGCUACCAAAGUCCAAAGACUAGUUUGUCAAGUCAAAAAAACAAAUAAGAAACUAGGUCUCUUCCAAAAUUAACCUAACCGCUUGUUUUAAAUAAUUAUAUCGGUUUCCAAGCUACUGAGGACAGGGGGGUGAAGCUAGUUGGUUUACAACACAGAAUCCACUUACCGAUCAUAUUGGUCAAGUAAUUACAGCUAGCAUGCCUGCCUUCAAAUUUCCUCUUCCCACUCCCUCAGCUCCUAACCUCCUUUAUUUCUCCCAGUAACUUCCUUCAUCGUAAAAGGCUUCGAUCACUGUGCUAACAAUAUCUUCAUUUCUCUGUACCUGCCCUUCCCCAGUUAACCAUCUUCCAUAAGUAAUAAAUUACCUGUCUGCUGCCUAUUCCCCCAAAACCAACAGAUUUGUUAUCUCCCCUUCCACUAACAUCCCCUUUUCCUCCCCAGCUCCAAACUAUGCUUUCUCCCAGAUUAUCUAAACAAUUCAUGCGCUUGCUUUAACCUCAAAAACAAUUAUUCUCAACACAAUCAGCUUUAAAGACUGAUGUUUCUGUUUCAGAUCUGGAAAAAAAAGACUACUGUUUCUCCACUUAUCUGAUAGAAUAUAUUCCUUCUCCACAAGCCUUACCUCCAUAAAGAAAUUAAAUCUUUGAGUAGUUUGGGGCAUCUGGAAACAACUCAGAAAAACUGGUUUUUCUUCUCACCUCUGUCUCAGAUGUCUGUGUAAUUACAACAAAAAUAACCUCUGAUGACUGAAGGUGGUGCUUUAAAUUACAGUACCACUUUAUUAAACUCUUUUCUGAGAAGUUCUCCAACUCGACACAAACUUUAAGCAAAAUAACAUCCUCCAAGUAAGGUAACUCAAUCCCGAAAUACCACUUUGCUAUUAAAAAGACACGACCCUUGAUGACUAGAAAUGAGUAUGCACAUUAACCAAAAUAUUUCUUUCAGGAAACCAUUUGGUGUCCCAUAAAGAAAUUCAAGACACAGUAGUGUUCAGAAUGAGCCUUCCUCUCAAGCUUAGUGCCCAAGAAAUAUUUUGGCUUUUUAACAUUAGCAUUUAAAAUUUCUAAUGUUGUUUUCUUGUGAACUUGAUAAAAAUAAAGUUAGCUGAGGCUAUGUGCUGGCAAAAUUGAGACACUGUAAAGUCAAGGCCAAUGUAAAAGGAGUUUAUGUACAUUACUGUUACAAACAGGAAUAUAAAUACAAAAGAGUUUUAAGUGUCUUGCUAUGUUUGUUUCUCAGUUACUAGAGCACUGUACAUUUUCCUCAAAGUUAAUUUAACACUAAAAUUAAAUAAAUAUUUAAAAGGUA